AUGAGCAUCUUCACCGGGCGCUCUGGGGCCCGGGGGACCGGAUCCCGUAUCCCUACUGGGCCCCCGUCUAUGAACAACACGACGACAGCUAACAGCAGCAGCAACAACAACAUAAGCAGCAGCAGCAGCAGCAGCAGCAGCAGCACGUUUGAAGCAUCUACGCGUGCCUCAGGGAUGCAGACAGGGCAGCAGCUGGUGGAGCGCCUCUCAGAUGUCUCUGCAGACGCAUUAGAGAAGGCUAGGCAGAUUGUUGCUUCUAUGAGAGGUGGUUCUGCUCAAGGAGAAGCUGCUGACGCUAACAGCAGCUAUUUACUUUGCUUUCAGCUUCUUAAGCUCGCAGGUCUAGAAGCAGAAAUACCCAGACUCGUCGUCUUUGGCCAGCAAAGCAUGGGGAAGACUACACUCCUAGAUGGUCGUGCUGCUGUUGGGAGGGUUGCUGCUGCUGUGGCUGCUGCUGUUGCUGCUGAUGCUGCUGCUAUACUGGCAUCAGCUGCUGCUGCUUCAGCAGAUUAG
Messenger RNA from Eimeria acervulina, 513 nucleotides. RefSeq lists its product as hypothetical. The coding region runs from base 1 to 513 and encodes 170 amino acids. The transcript has 2 exons. The record is from RefSeq and is a predicted model, not a curated record. NCBI's taxonomy places the organism in Eukaryota, Apicomplexa, Conoidasida, Eucoccidiorida, Eimeriidae.